Molecule: messenger RNA, 1628 nt
Organism: Helianthus annuus (common sunflower)
Lineage: Eukaryota; Viridiplantae; Streptophyta; Magnoliopsida; Asterales; Asteraceae
Product: BTB/POZ and MATH domain-containing protein 2
Exons: 4
Coding region: 204-1439 (411 amino acids)
Biological process (GO): protein ubiquitination
Molecular function (GO): protein binding
Source: RefSeq, a predicted model, not a curated record
CAUCGUAGAUUAUUAAUAUUUUCAUCCGUUACAGAAAAAACCCCUUUUCUCAAAAAGCCUCGUUGAAACUUUCAUUCAACAUCAAUCAAUAAUCACCCAAACCCUAACAAAUUCCACCAAAAAAACCCUCAAUUCAUCCACCCAAUUUCACAAUCCCACCAAAACCCAUCACAAAAUCCCCCAAAUUUUCAACCAAAUCGGUGAUGGGUAGACCGUACACAGACCCAUCACGCCCAUCUGCACCAUCAUCAUCAUCCUCCACAACGUCAUCACCACCGGUGCUGACGACAUCAAUGUCAGUUACAGAAACAGUGAAGGGAGAACACAAUUUCAAGAUAUCGGGGUACUCGUUAUCGAAGGGGAUAGGGAUCGGGAAAUAUGUAGCGUCUGAUACGUUUACGGUGGGUGGGUAUUCAUGGGCGGUGUAUUUUUACCCGGAUGGGAAGAGUGUGGAGGACAAUGGGAGUUACGUGUCGUUGUUUAUCGCGUUGGCGAGUGAAGGGUCGGAUGUUCGGGCUUUGUUUGAGUUGACUUUGGUUGAUCAGAGUGGGAAUGAGAGGCAUAAGGUUCAUAGUCAUUUCGGGAGAGCGUUGGAGAGCGGGCCCUAUACGCUUAAGUACCGCGGUAGCAUGUGGGGAUACAAGCGGUUUUUCAAAAGAUCCGCUUUAGAAACAUCAGACUACCUAAAAGACGAUUGCCUUCAAGUUCAUUGCUGCGUCGGUGUGGUCAAGUCCCACACCGAGGGUCCUAAGUCCUACUCGAUUCACGUGCCACCUUCAGAUAUCGGGCAGCAUUUCGGGCAGCUUCUGGAACAUGGAAAAUGGACCGAUGUCUCUUUUGAAGUAAACGGAGAAACCUUUGCUGCCCAUAAAUUGGUUCUCGCAGCCCGCUCACCUGUUUUCAGGGCCCAACUUUUUGGCCCAAUGAAAGAUCAAAACGUCAAGUGUAUCAAAGUUGAAGACAUUGAAGCCCCGGUUUUUAAGGCGCUGCUGCAUUUUAUAUACUGGGAAAAACUGCCCGACAUGGAAGAGCUAACGGGCCUGAAUACAAAAUGGGCUUCAACUUUGAUGUAUCAGCAUCUGCUUGCAGCUGCCGAUCGAUACGGUUUAGAGAGGCUUUGUAUGUUAUGUGAAUCUAAUCUUUGUGAAGGUGUCGCCAUUAAUACAGUUGCAACAACAUUAGCAUUGGCCGAACAACACCAUUGCCUCCAGUUAAAGUCCGUUUGUCUAAAAUUUGUCGCAUUGCCCGAGAAUCUCAGAGCUGUGAUGCAGACCGACGGGUUUGACUACUUAAAAGAAAGCUGUCCUGAUGUGUUGACGGAGCUGUUGGAACAAGUGGCUAGAAACAACGAGCAUUCUCUAGCUGUUUGCAGUCACCCAAAUGCGAUUAUACUCGAUGGAAGUGAUGUUCAUGGUAGACGGGUUAAACCCAGACUGUAAUUGUAGACAUUGGUCUAGCGUACUUAGAAACUCGUGUCUGUUAAUUAGUGGUCGGUCAUGUAUCUGUUCAUUGUGAAAGGUUCGACUCGUUUGUUUGUGUUUUUGGAGUUUUUAUGGUGGUUGAGUUUUAUAGUUAUGCUGGAUUUGAACUGCUUAUGGAUUGUGGUCUAUGCAGGGACUAUUUCGUCA